UUUUUAUUUUCGUCUACGGAGUGAAUAAAAUUAAUUGGGUCAAGACACACCACUUUAUGAGAUUACUAUAGAGGUUCAAUCAAAUGGCUUAAUCAAAUAAUACGAUGCAGACAUGUGAAAUGAAUUAUUUGAUACAAAAAAUGAGUUAAAAAGAUUGGAGAAUAAGCAAUAAUUCACUAUUUAAUUAUGGCGUGUCACGUGACCUUGGACAAAAUGGCGGAUGGUUUUGAAAAUUGAUUUUGAAUAUUUUAUAUACAAGUUCUCUGCAUUGCUGGAAAAUCACGCAAGCAAUCCGAUAUUUGGGAUUGUAAAUUUAUGAACAAAUAGAUCAUUUUGAAAUUAAAUAUCACAAUGUAUGAGUCAUCAACCUUAUAAGGCAGUAAAUGUGAGCCACUAAGUCUAAGAUCAAAAUCUCAAAUAGAUCUAACUGUGAAAAAAAUAAAGAUCUAGAGCAACCAACUCCAUGUAAUCAACUUCACAACAAAGUGAAUGAUAACAACCAAAUAAGGACUAAUCACUGAAUAUCAACUUUAAACAAUUGAUAUCAUGUCUAGACCACUUUUUCCAUCUCUCCUUCCUCAUCCCUCUGACUCAGCUUGGUUCAAUGUGGACAAGCCGUGCGAUGAUGAGAAUGAACUUUCUAAACUUGAAGAGGAACAUAAUACAUGGCUUCAAAGGAUCCGAGAUAGAGGCAGUGACAUUACUCCCAUAGGGAAAACAAGUGAAGGAACAUUUGACGACGAUGAUGAUGAAGACGAAGAUGAUGAAGCAGAUGAUGAUGAGGAUAGUGAAAGUAAUGAUGAUGAACUAGAUACUGAUAUGAUUGAUGCUGCAGAUUCUCCAGAUGAUGCAGAGUUGGACACUAAUGAUCCUACAAGCGAUUCACCUUCAUGGGGACUUUAGAUACUUCAGAUCUCAAAAGCGAUUAUAUCUUCAUGGGGACUUAAGUAACUCAUGAUCCUACAAGAAAUUCCUCUCACAAUGGGAUAUUUAAAUGUAAAAUAUGUUGAUAACUUUCAAAUAAACCUGACAAAGAUUACUUUAUUUUGACGCUACUUAAUUUGGCGGAUUCGCUCAAUUUCAAAUAUUGGCAGAUAUUUAAUUUGGUGGAUUUAGGAUUGAACUCCAGUUUUAUCAUUGAUCUGAUAAGAAAGCAUUUCAGAUUCAUGUUUUC
Molecule: messenger RNA, 1174 nt
Organism: Owenia fusiformis
Lineage: Eukaryota; Metazoa; Annelida; Polychaeta; Sabellida; Oweniidae
Source: the annotation of a GenBank genome assembly